Messenger RNA from Hippocampus zosterae (dwarf seahorse), 1319 nucleotides. RefSeq names its product TAF9 RNA polymerase II, TATA box binding protein (TBP)-associated factor (gene taf9). Gene Ontology annotation, cellular component: transcription factor TFIID complex; SAGA complex. The coding region runs from base 384 to 1124 and encodes 246 amino acids. The record is from RefSeq and is a predicted model, not a curated record. Gene Ontology annotation, molecular function: protein heterodimerization activity; transcription coactivator activity; RNA polymerase II general transcription initiation factor activity. NCBI's taxonomy places the organism in Eukaryota, Metazoa, Chordata, Actinopteri, Syngnathiformes, Syngnathidae. The transcript is spliced from 6 exons. Gene Ontology annotation, biological process: DNA-templated transcription initiation; RNA polymerase II preinitiation complex assembly.
UUAGGGAAAGGGGAAACGUGCAUCAAUGAAAAAAACAACAAUAUUAUGAUGAAGGGAAGAUGAAUUAUACUCUUUUUUUUAAACAAUCGUUAUCUAUUGGAUUUAAUUUCCGACUUUGAUACUAGCCGACUCGGAAGAAAAUGUAUAAAUGGCGAUGUAAUAGCGGUGGGGAAAAGGAGUGACUGAUUUCAAACAGGACUAAAUAAUAUAAUAAUAUAUAUAAUAUUUUAAUAAUCGUCGACGAAGUGUGAACGAAACUCAUGUUCCAAGUCGGUUUAUGAUCAGCCGGGAAGCACCCGUGGGGGAAAAAAAAGCCCAGCAGAAAACGUGGCGUAGAAGAAGACGUGGAGGCCGGAAAACGGUGCCCAAGGAAGAAAUCCAAAAUGUCUGCCCCGAAAAGCAUCCCCAAAGAUGCUCAGGUGAUGAUCCAGAUCCUGAAGGACAUGGGCGUCACCGAUUACGAGCCCCGCGUCAUUAACCAGAUGUUGGAAUUCACUUACAGAUAUGUGACGAGCAUCAUCGAGGAUGCCAAGAUCUACGCCACGCACGCCAAGAAGUCCAACGUGGAUGCCGAUGACAUCAAACUGGCCAUUCAGUGCCGGAUGGACCAGUCAUUCACGUCGCCGCCGCCCAGAGAUUUCCUGUUGGAAGUGGCCCGACAGAAGAACCAGACGCCGCUGCCCCUCAUCAAGCCCUACACGGGGCCCCGCCUGCCCCCGGACCGCUACUGCCUGACCGCCCCCAACUACCGCCUCAAGUUUCUCCCCAAGAAGGUGGCGUCGGCCGGCAGGAUAUCGGCACCUCGCCUCAGCGCCGUCUCCAGCAGACCGGCCACACCCACGCUCGGAAACGCGUCGGUUCAAUCGGCGGGCGGCGGCAAGGCGGGAACCCCGGUGUCGCUGGCGGGUCAGAGGUUCGCCGUGCAGAUCCCGCCUCCCUCGCAGAGCGGCGGUACUAAAAGCGCGCCGCUCAGCGCGCCCGCCACGUCCAGCGUGCUCAUCAACUCCUCGCUGAUUGGCUCCAAGAACAUCCUCAUCACCACCAACAUGGCGGCUCAGAGCACCGGCGGCGGCGAGUCGCUCAAGAGGAAACACCAGGAUGACGACGACUACGACGCCAUGUGACAAUACGCAACAGGACACGCAAACACGCCCUCUCUCGCACACGCACGCGAUCGCACUCGGCAUUCUGCGAAGCUGCCGCACCAAGACAAACUUUCAAGCUCCGCCGCAUUGACGACACAAUGACUUUUCGUUUUGUUUUUCACCUUUAAUCCUAAAAACAAUUUCAAAUAAAAUAAACCAUGUGAAUGAUUAUAA